UUUUUUUUUUUAAUGCCUCAAUGCACCCAGGCUAUCGCGAACAGGAAGGGACUUGCAACAUGCUUGCAAGUGCCAGGAGAAACGGGAAUGGGUUGCUCAUCACUGUCCAUGCAGUGCUGUAUCCCAGCAUCUACUUGUUAGGAACAACUCGCAAAACAAAGCAGUGCGGUUUGGAAUUAUCUCUCGAGUUGUUUGUUUGUUUGUGACACUUAAAUUACCAAGUGCGGUGAAACUCAGAGCCUUUCUUGGAGGGAGCAGCAGCUCAGUGCCAGACGGGGAGCACGCACUGAGACUGUUGCACAGUCUGUGAGCUGCUCCACGUGAGCGGUUGGAAUUGAUGCAGUUUUAACGCUUCAAACUUUAAAUACCAGGCCUGUGUUAAUAGCAGACUGAGCAGCUUUCUCUCUCUCUUCAGAAGCUUUAUCACCGUGCCAUAACACGGUCCUUGUGGAAGGCAAAGACCUGCACGCCUGCCGUGUGUGCAGUUUAUGAUCGGUUGAUUGAAAGGUCGAGUGCAGUUUGAGUGAUAACACAGAUUAAAAAUAAAUGCUGGUUUAUAAGGGCACUUCCUCGGGCACGGUGGCACAAACUUCCAGCGGGGUGGAGUGUCAGCUGCCCCGGCGAUGUCGCUCCCCAGCGCCGAGCCCUGCUCCCCGGAGGAGCCCCCGGCGGAGGAGGACGCGGCGCUGCCGCCCCCCGGCUCCGAUCCCGGCUCCGAUCCCGCCGCUGCUCCCGCUCCUCCUCCCGCUCCUCCCGGCGCCGUGCGCGGGGCGGAGCCACCGGGGCCGCUCUCCUCGGGCCCGGAGCGGCCCUCGGAGCCGGCGGCCGGAGCCAUGGCCGAGGCCGACCGGGAGCUGCGCGUCCCCUUCAUCGAGGCGGAGGAGACCGAGAAUGAGCCGGAGGCGGCGGCGGCGAGGGCGGCCGGGGGCGGAUGGCGCUGCGGGCGCUGCGCGGACGGGGCCGCGCUGCGCUGGUGCAUCUCCGGGACGCUCUGCGCCUCCUUCCUGGGGCUGGGGAUGAGCAUCGCCGUGCUGGGUCCCACCUUCCCCACCCUGGCCGCCAAUGUCGGCAAGAACGUCAGCGACAUCUACUACAUCUUCGUGGGCCGGUCCUUGGGCUCCCUGGGCGGGUCGGUGCUCGGCGGGGUGCUCCUCGACUGCAUGAACGCCACUCUGCUGCUCGCCUUCUCCAUGCUUGGAACAGCAGCUGGUCUUUAUGUGAUACCCUGGUGUAACCAAUCCCUGCUAUUGACCAUCUUGAUGUCAGUUAUUGGAGGUUCCAUGGGAAUUCUGGACACAGGUGGCAAUGUACUGGCACUGUACACCUGGGGAUCAGAGGCUGGGCCACACUUGCAGGCUUUGCACUUUAGUUUUGCUGCUGGUGCAUUUCUGGCUCCUAUGGUGGCUCAGAUGGACUUGGGGAGUUCUAAAUCUGAGGAACUUGCAGGGGCUGAGAAGACAAACCAGUCUGUCCUCAAGUCUGUGCCGACAGCAUCGGCUGCAUCAACUACACCAGCACCGAAUGACCAUCGCAGUGAGAGCUUUUUGUGGUCCUAUAUUUUCAUAGGGACCUAUAUUCUCUUAGUUUCCAUCUUCUUUUUUGUUUUGUUUUCAAAGAGCAGCUCAGCUAAAGACAAAUCAAAGGCUUCUGCGCAGAAGGACAGGCUUGCCAAAUACCACUGGCCUCUCGUUGGUCUCCUGUUCGUGUUCUUCUUGUUCUACGUGGGAGCUGAGGUCACUUAUGGCUCCUACGUAUACACUCAUGCAAUGGUCUUUGCUGAGAUGAAGGAAAGCGAAGCAGCCGCCCUGAAUUCCGUCUUCUGGGGCGCGUUUGCCGCGUGCAGAGGCGCGGCGAUAUUCGGCGCCGCUUUCCUGUCCCCUGCCACCAUGAUCGUCAUGAGCCUCCUGUGCUCUGCUGCCUCCUCCGUCGCCCUGGCCUUCUUCUCCCACUUCCGGGCCGCGCUGUGGGUGGGCAGCGCCGUGUACGGGGCGUCCAUGGCCACCAUCUUCCCCAGCGGCAUCGCCUGGAUCGAGCAGUACACCGUGGUGGAAGGGAAAACGGCUUCUCUGUUCGUGGUGGGCGCGGCGCUGGGCGAGAUGUGCAUCCCCGUGGCGGUGGGCUACCUCCAGGGCAGGUACCACCAUGUUCCUGUGGUCAUGUACACCGCCUUUGUCACCUCCGUGGUGACAGCGCUGCUCUUCCCCGCCAUGUACAAACUGGCCAACUGGCCCCAGCAGCGUGACUCGCAAGAAGUGAGGGACAGGGAGACCCGGAAAACUCUGCUCUCGAACUCCAGGCUGACUGAGGAUGAGGAGGAGGAGGAGCACGUGAGAGAGUGGAAUGAUGCAGACUUUGAGGUCGUAGAAAUGAACGAUGAGCUCAAAAACUCUCUGAUGGACACCUCCCACAGGAUACCAGGGGACUCUCCAGCUGUCCAGCCCCAUCUGGACAAUGCAUUGGGUGAUCCUCCAGUGGUUGCUGAUGGUUUCCCUGGGAGACAAAAUGGGAGUAUUGACUGGGAGAAGAGUGAAUAGAGUCAAAACUGACUUUUUUUUUUUAAAUGGAAAUGCAAUUGAAUUGUAGCUGUUGUCAAGUGGUUCGGGAAUCCUUUCAUAGUGGUGCAGAGCUCAGCAUGUUCAUUUUCCCAGUCCUUUCUCCUCUUUCAUUUUCAGCCUGUGGGGAUAUGUCUUGGAGUGGGAAAGUCCUCAGUGAUGUGAAAGGGGCAACAUGAUAAAUGUUUGGCUAUGCCAAAACUGUUAAAAUGUAAAAGAUGCUUUCUAAAUAUGAGGCAUGCAUCCAAGGAAGAGAUGCUGUAAUAACUGGGAAAGAAGGGGACUGCUCAGACUACUCAGUUUUUUGAGGUGAGUGAAGGGUGCAGGUCUGAGAUGCUCUGUCACAAAAUGGUUUCGUGACAGAGGAAGGACAUCUGUUACCAGUAAUGCUGAACUUUCUUACCUUGUGAAGGAGGAAUGCUCCUACUGUGUCUGAAGGUUGUAUGUGAUCAAAUCAGUUAAAAUUUCUGGUGGUGCCCAGGAGCUGUAAAUUGAAUAACCUGUGGCAAACUACAGGAAUUUUUGGUGCUGAGACAAAGACAAAAAACCCCUGGGAAAUGCUGGCAUAUUUCCAUGUGGAGAUUAGGAAAUGCCCAAAAGUACAUUUCUUAGGAGUGAAAUCAUGCCUUUGGGUCACUAAAAAGCAGUUUAUGAGAAAGGGCACAAAAUGGGCCAGUGUUUAUCUGCUCAAAUGCAUAACUCCAACCUACUAAACUGUGGCAACAAAUCUAAAUAAUUGAAAGUAUUUCUGAUUUUAAUUAUGGCACUACUGCUGAAAUAAAAAAUUGUACACAGAAGAUGAUAAAAUUAUCAUGUAAUCUUUGAAUGGUUUGAGUUGGAAGGGACCUUUAAAGAUCAUCCAGUUCCAACCUGCUGCCAUGGCAGGGACACCUUCCACUGGAACAGGUUGCUCAGAACUCUAUAUCCAGACUGGCCUUGAAAACUUCCAGGGCUGGAGCAUCCACAAUUUCUCAGGGCAACCUGUUUCAGUGCCUCACCACUCUCACAGGAAAGAUUUUUUUCCCUGAUAUCUAAUCUAAACCUACUUUCAGUUUGAAGCCAUUCCCCCUUGUUCUAUCCUACAGUAUGCUCUUGUAAAAAGUCCCCACUCCACCUUUCUUGCUGGCUCCCUUCAGGUAAAAGAGAUUGCUUAAUAGAUGGUAUUUUAAAGCCAGUUGUUAAAGGUUAUCACAACUUCUCUGGUUUCCUGUCCCAAGACUUACCAGGGGAAUGUGUUACAAUGGAGAUUUGAGGAGAGGGAAUUAUCAGUGAGACAAUCCUUUCCAGAAUGACUACUUGCCCCUGGCCAGCUGGCUUGGUGACAUUUGGGUUUUUUCUUUGGGGGAUGACGUGGAGAUGGACUUUCCCUAGCGGAGAAGCAGUGGUUUGGAUGUGAAGAUUCAUUGCUGCUAAGCAGGAAACCCUGGGCAGGUGCAGCCAUGCCAGGGAGCCCUCCCAGUGAAAGGAAAAAAGUAGCAGUAAAUGCAAAAUCUGUCUCUGAACAGUAAUCUUGCCAUUUGUCAGCUUGGAGCUCCAAAUCAGUUAAGUAUUUUUUUAAGUCUGUGUGAUAAGAAUGUUCUUUGUUUGGGGUUUUUAACUUCGCACUUUUGUUAGUGUUUCUUGCUAAGAGGUUUCAUUUAGUAACAAAAGGGCUCUAGGUGUAACAGCACAGAAUGUUAGAUGUUCCUGGAUUUCCAGGUCUGUUUUUGUUCCCUCUCUUUUCCUUCAGCUAUGCAACCUAGGCUUGAAUGGCUUUUUCUUUUCUUCUGAGAAGUUAAUAAGAAGCCAGAAUCAACUUGUAGUGAAAGUUUUUUUGUUAAUAGCUUGGCAUGUUGCAGAGCCUCCCUCUCUUUCUGCUGCUGGCACUUAAAUGCCGCUGUGUUUUUGAUGGAUUCCUUCUGUGGCAUUUUUUCCAGUGCAAUGCAUGAACCUGCACUUUAGAAUGCAGCCUUGUUUCACUUGUGGCACGAGGGUUCUGUUUGCUUCCAGGGAUGUUCAAUGCCAGCCCCAGCCCUGGCCUGGGCACAGGACUGAGUCUGUGUGGCCCUGUGUGCUUUGCUGGUGUGAAGUGAAGCAAACAGUGUGGUAAGCAGAGAGGGGAUGGAAUGAGGGCACCUGGAGCCUGCAUUUCAUUGUGUUUCCUUUUCCCAUUUUCCCUCCUGCAUGCUGUUCUAGUAGGGAAGUAGGGGGUGUCAGCUGAUGGUGAGGAGAAAUCUCCCUGGUGGAGGGGCAGGGAGAAGGUGCAGGACACCUGCACACAAUGAAAGAUACAGAAACUGUUCUAUGGCAGCCAUCCCCCAGAUUCAGCUGUAUUGAUGUUGCUAUAAAAAAGUUUCCCUAUACCCAAGAUCAUGGUGCCAGAAGAAAAUUAUUUAAAGAAAGAUACUGGGAAACCAGGAAGAUUCCAAACUCCCCCAGUUGAAAUGCUGUUUUGAUGAAAUUCCAGACUGGAAUGUCCUACACGUAGGACUGUUCUCAGGGAUAGUUUACAUGGAUAGUUUAUAUUGUUUGCAUAAUCAAGUACUAAAAAACCCCAGAAAAUGAAAUCAAAGCUGCAUUGGGAAAUAUGCUGUAAUCUCUUAGAAGCUUAUCCUGCUGCAUCUAUACAGACACUUAUUUGUGUUUCUGACCAGCGUUGUCCCAGCAAAUGUAAAAAUAUUGCACAAAACAAAGAUUUCUUUUUCCUGCCUGUAUUAAUUCCUGUGAGAGUAACUUCAAUUCAUCCCCAUUUCCUCCUUAAAAAGCAGGAGGCCUGUGUAGUAGGAAUGGAGCAACAGGCAGGAAUGCCAAGGUAAGAGCAGCCUUUUCCCACAAGUAAAGGAUCCAAAAAGCAGUGGCUGUAAGACAAUGGAAGCUGAAGAAUUAUCUACAUAGAAUCACUUUCCACUGAAAUUUAGAGUCAUCUUAAUGAGGACUUGGAGCCUUCAGUGUCUUAGUUCUGGUCUUAAACUUGAACUGGGAUAGACAGACAGAAAGUGUUCUCUUAUCCCCUAACCAGCCUGCUUUUAACAGCAGGGGCUGCCCUUGACUGAAAAUGAAAUGCUUGAAGCAAUUCAAGUUUAAAACAAGAUCUAGGAUAUUUCCAAUCUACAGCUGAAGUAAGGAUCUAUUUGCAAUGCAGAUCUAUUUUAAGUUACAGGUCCUCCAGAAAGCUCAAGUACUUACAUGUUGGGGGUUGAAAUUACUUGGAGUUACUAUAUUACAUUACUAUUGCCCUCCUUAUGCUAGAAAAGCCAUCCCUCUGUUGAGGCCAAGAGCUUUAAUCCAUGAAUUAGAUACCUGAAUUUGAUAAGAAUCAUAUUUUUGUCCACAAACCCAGUAAUAGUUUGAAGAUGAGUGCUCUGCUCCAGUGUGAAAGGUAACCUCUUGCAGCUAAGUGUCAUUUAAUACUUUAUUUAUCCUGAGGCACUGCCAAGUGCUGGACUGUACUACAAGCACUCACUCCUGGCAUUUGCACUUUUAUUCUGUACUUGACCAAUGCUUGAAUGCAAGAGCAGGCAAAGUUUUCUGCCUUGAUGUUUUGUUUUUUUAGAGUUACUUUGCAUACAAGUGCAUUGCAAUCUGUGGAUUUUCUAUUACAUGUAAUAGUUUUUAUUCUGCUUGGUGUGGGUUUUACUGUGUAAUGUGACAUUUAAUAGACUGGUGUCUUGACUGUAAUAAAUUCUUAUCUGGAGAAGGCACUCAGGUUCCUUGAUGUAAAUAAAGUUUUCUUCUAUUUUUCAAA
Messenger RNA from Agelaius phoeniceus (red-winged blackbird), 6276 nucleotides. It is a transcript of the gene SLC60A2, whose product is annotated as solute carrier family 60 member 2. Lineage: Eukaryota; Metazoa; Chordata; Aves; Passeriformes; Icteridae. The record is from RefSeq and is a predicted model, not a curated record. Gene Ontology annotation, molecular function: D-glucose transmembrane transporter activity.